AUGUUAGUUCCAAAAUUAAUUAAAGUUAUUUAUCGGCUACAUAUAAAUAACUUAUUUUAUUAUUUAUUAUUAGAGCCCGGAUUUUUAUGCAAAUGCAUAUUUUUUUUGCAAACUUUUCAUGAUGUGUUAUGCACAAAAAACACUGUUUCCGCAAGUUUUGAAAACAUUAGAGGGGGUUUCUAUUUGCAUAUAAUGCAUAUUUUUGCAUAUUCCGGACUUUGUUGCAUAAUGCAUAUUUUACUGCAUAUUUUGAGGUUUUUGGGGAAAAUAUUGCGAAAAUUGCCUAAAAUCCUGCCAAAAAGUGAAAAUUUAGGAAAAAAUUUGUAA
This is a messenger RNA of Meloidogyne enterolobii, 327 nucleotides long. Lineage: Eukaryota; Metazoa; Nematoda; Chromadorea; Rhabditida; Meloidogynidae. The record is from the annotation of a GenBank genome assembly.